Molecule: messenger RNA, 3048 nt
Organism: Beta vulgaris subsp. vulgaris (sugar beet)
Lineage: Eukaryota; Viridiplantae; Streptophyta; Magnoliopsida; Caryophyllales; Amaranthaceae
Product: receptor-like serine/threonine-protein kinase ALE2
Exons: 9
Coding region: 461-2797 (778 amino acids)
Biological process (GO): protein phosphorylation
Molecular function (GO): protein kinase activity; ATP binding
Source: RefSeq, a predicted model, not a curated record
AUAGUAAACGAGUGCAGUGAAGAGUGAGUGACCUUGCAGCUGCUGCAGCAGCAACAACACCCAGCAGCAAUAAAAGCUCCACUCUACUCACCUCACUUCCUUCUUCCUCUACAUUUUCUCUCUCCUCCAUUUUUCUCUCUCCUCUCUCUUUUUUCUCUCUCCUCCAUACCUGCGCUUUUUCAGUUCUCGUCGUCUCAGAUCUCUUGCCGCACUUCGUGGAUCUUACUGCGGAAAAUCCUGCAUUCAGUGCACCAAUUUCGAAGCUAGGGUUUAAAUUUUUACAAUUUCGCUUGAGCAAACCCUAAAAUUAAUGGAGAUUUUGGAAUUUGUUUACUGUCGGUGGAGACUUUAUUGGAAUACUGGAUGUUUGAGUGCGCCAUUGUUGGAAUGUUUAAGAUGAUAGUUUUGUUGCAAUUGUUGUGUUGCUACUACUACUGUGGAGUGUGGUGUGUGGUAGAAGAUGCGACUUUCAGUGUUGUUGCUUCUCUUUGUUUCGUCGGUGUUUCGGCUUGCUGAUUUUUCUCACGGAUUCAAAUUUGCACACAUAUACUUGUCUCCUCUUGCGCUGCCUAGCCAAUUUUUACUUAAGAGAGAUUUUGCAUUGUCUGCAGCCUCUUCCAGUGGUAUAUCAUCUUCUCCUAGAGCCAAGCACUUGAUGCGGAGGACUAAGCCAUCUGAAGGACCUUCAGCUGCACCCUCACCAUCUCCUGCAUAUCAAGGUCCUGUUGCUGCUCCCCAUCAUAGAUCCUUCCGAAGACAUCGCCGGCAUCGUCAUAGGCUGAGCCCCCAUUACCACCAUAGCUCUCCACCCCCUAGUGCUGCACCAGGUUGUGGUCCAAUAUGUUUGGAUCCACUUACAUCUACUCCCAUUGGAACUCCUUGCGGGUGUGUUUUUCCCAUGAAAGUCAGGCUUUUGCUGAGUAUUGCUGUUUAUGCUCUCUUUCCGGAGGUUAAUGAGCUAGAAAUUGAGGUUGCAUCAGGCACAUAUCUCAAGCACAGUCAAGUGCAAAUAGUAGGGGCAACUGCUGAUUCCCAGAAUCAGGAGAGGACACUAGUUGAUAUUAACUUGGUUCCACUGGGUGAGAAGUUUGAUAACACCACUGCUAUAUUGACUUAUGAGAGAUUGAGGCGAAAGGAGGUGCCUCUUAAUAGAACUCUUUUUGGUGACUAUGAUGUGAUUUAUGUUAAUUAUCCAGGGAUUCCUUCAUCAUUUCCUUCUGGGAGCUAUGUUGGUAGUCCAACUGGAAGUAUUGGCGAUGGAGCAGACCCAAUUACUGCAAAUUUUCUGAACAAAAAUCAGAAAUUAAGUUCAAAAAUUGUCUUUGUUAUUGUAUUUUCUGCAUUGGUUCUAUUGGUGGCUCUCUGUGCAGCACUUUCUGUACUCAUAAAAUGGAGAAAGACUAGGAAACCGUCAAAUGCAAUUGGACCUGUAUUCACGCCAUCUAUCAAUAAGAAAACUGGUAUUGAUUCUACUUUAUCAAGUAGCUUAGCAAGCUCGACAUCCAUGUCCCUCUUUGCAUCGAUUCCGACUUGUGCACUCUCUGUGAAAGCUUUUUCACUUGUUGAACUUGAGAAGGCUACAGAUAAAUUCAGUUCAAGGAGAAUUCUGGGUGAAGGAGGGUUUGGGCGUGUAUAUCAUGGCAUUCUGGAAGAUGGAACUGAGAUUGCAGUAAAGUUGCUUACUCGGGAUAAUCAGAAUGGGGACCGUGAAUUUAUUGCAGAAGUUGAGAUGUUGAGUCGAUUGCAUCACCGAAACCUUGUGAAACUAAUUGGUAUUUGCAUUGAGGGACACAGGCGUUGCUUGGUAUAUGAGGUUGUACAUAAUGGCAGUGUUGAGUCUCAUUUGCAUGGUGUUGAUACAGUAAAGGGGCCUCUCGAUUGGGAUGCAAGGUUGAAAAUUGCUCUUGGUGCUGCGAGAGGAUUGGCUUAUCUGCAUGAGGAUUCUAAUCCUCGAGUAAUCCACCGUGAUUUUAAGGCCAGCAAUGUUCUGCUAGAAGAUGACUACACCCCUAAGGUCUCAGAUUUUGGAUUGGCAAGAGAAGCUACAGAAGGAAGCCAGCAUAUAUCUACCCGUGUUAUGGGAACUUUUGGGUAUGUUGCUCCUGAGUAUGCAAUGACUGGGCAUUUGCUUGUGAAAAGUGAUGUUUAUAGUUAUGGGGUUGUCCUAUUGGAACUUCUCACUGGACGAAAGCCUGUGGAUAUGUCCCAGCCUCAGGGACAAGAAAACCUAGUAACAUGGGCACGACCUCUUUUGACCAGCAGAGAAGGUGUGGAGCAAUUGGUGGAUCCUGCACUGGCUGGAACAUAUAAUUUUGACGAUAUGGCAAAGGUAGCUGCAAUAGCUUCCAUGUGUGUCCACUCUGAAGUGACUCAUAGGCCCUUCAUGGGUGAAGUUGUACAGGCUCUCAAACUGAUAUACAAUGAUAAUGACGAGACUUGUGAAGACUGCGGUAGUCUAAAGGAUUCUUCAGUUCCAGAUUUGGAUUCCAAAAGUGAUAUUGGACCAUCUGAUAGCGGGUGGUGGAAUGCAGGUGGUGCUACACCACAUUUAAUGUAUGGACAGGCUUCAUCAUUCAUAACUAUGGACUAUAGCUCUGGUCCCCUUGACGAGAUAGAAAACAGACCAUUUUCAACAUCAAGCUUGGUGGGAGAAGGGGUAUCUUUGCCUAUAACACAUGGUAAUAGAUCUGGUCCUUUAAGAACAAUUAAAAGCAAGCCAUCAUUCUACCGGUUGAAAGGUAGUAUGAGUGAACAUGCAGGCUUCCUCUCCAGACGAGGUCGGAGUGAUGGCUUCUGAGUUUGAAGGUUUUAUAUGUAAAAGAAAAGGUUUUUCCUAAGUGUACAGUUUGGACGACCUGGGUGUCUCAGAAAAUGGUUUUUUCUGGUGUAGCUAGCAUAGAGAAUCUAGUAUUAUUGUGUACUCAUAUUUUGAGGAAACCCAUGGUUUUCAACUUGAAAAUCAAUUCAUUACCAUACAGAGCUGGCAUUUGUAAGUCGAUUGGACACUCCCUCCUUUUAAGUAUAUAAUUUUCCAACUUUAUUUCUUGA